CUCUAGCAGCCAACCGGUCAUCGCGUUGGUCAGUUCGAACCGGGAUAUAAAAGAGUGCAGAUUGAAAGGCAAAGAAAAAAGUCCGCGCGUAGUUAUCAGUGACGUGUAAAUAUUUCCGCCGUCGGAUGGAUCACGCUAAAAGUCGGGGGCGAAAGCCCGCUGCUGAUGUUGCUUCUGUUGUUGUUAAAAGACAAGGAGAAUCCAAAUCCUUUAAAGUUCACAUUGCACUAGGAUUGCUACUGGUGAUGCUGUGGUUGUCAUUUCCUACACUUUGCGAUGGCCACGAGCAUUUUGAUGAUCACGACCAUCAUCAUCACCACCAUCAUGAUGAUAAUCCCAGUUUUAAGUAUUCCCGACAAGCUAACGAAAUGUACCAGGAAGAACAUAACCACCAUGAUCAUCAUCAUCAUCAUGAUCAUAAGCACCACAAUAACGUUCAUAGCCACGAGCAUCAUGCUGUGCCGGAUGGCGUUAAACAAAAGAAUAACCCUCCAGCUGACACUUUCUACAUUUGGGUCCACUCCUUGACAUCAACUCUGUUGAUCAGUGCUGCCCCAUUCUUUAUAUUGUUCGCAAUUCCGCUGGAAAAUACCGAAGAAAUGCAACCCCGACUGAAGACACUGCUAGCUUUCGCCUCCGGUGGACUGUUAGGCGAUGCCUUUCUGCAUCUGAUUCCGCAUGCCAUUUCACCGCACAGCCAUCACGGAGACGACGAAAACGGGCAUGACCAUGGUCACAGUCAUCAUCAUCACCACCACGGCGAGGGAGAAGAUAGCGAACAUGGUCACGGUCAUGAUAUGCGUGUAGGUUUAUGGGUUCUGGCCGGUAUCAUUGCUUUUCUGGCCGUCGAGAAGGGGGUGCGUCUGAUCAAGAAAGAUGCAGCUAGCGGAAGUCAUGGUCAUAGCCAUGGAGGUACAGCUCCGAAGAAGGCGAAGGCUUCUCCUCCAGUUUCCCCUUCGAAAAAGAAAGGUAACAAGAACGCCGAAGCGAGUGUUAGCAAAAAGAAGGAAGAAGCCGAAGCUGCUAAAGCUAAGGGAAAGGCCACCAAAAAAGAGCCCAAGAAGAAUCAAAUUCAAAUCGCCGGUUAUCUGAACCUAGCGGCUGAUUUUACCCACAAUUUUACGGAUGGUCUCGCCAUUGGCGCCUCCUAUCUGGCCGGUAACAGUAUUGGUAUUGUGACAACGAUCACAAUUCUACUGCACGAAGUUCCUCAUGAAAUCGGAGAUUUCGCUAUCCUCGUCAAGUCGGGCUGCUCGAAGAAGAAGGCCAUGCUGCUGCAGUUAACUACGGCUGUGGGUGCGCUUGCUGGAACCGUGCUAGCGCUACUGGGCAGUAGCAGUGAUGCGGCCGAAUCUUGGGUGCUUCCCUUCACGGCCGGAGGGUUCAUCUACAUCGCAACCGUUUCUGUGAUUCCCGAGCUGCUCGAGGGUUCCACCAAGCUGUGGCAAUCGCUGAAGGAGAUCACUGCACUGCUGGCCGGCGUUGGGAUGAUGGGGACGUGUAUAAAGGCCAUUGAGGAUUCGUUUGAGGUAUGAGAGGCGCCGCUAUUCACGCUAGAUGUGAGUGUUUUUGCAACAUUCUGAAUGUUUUAUUGUAUGUUACAAGUAACUACCGUUACACACACGCUCUACUUUAUCCAGCCGUUUUUCGAUGUAGUUUAGAUUGUCCACUUCAAGUGUUGUUAUUACGAUUUUUAACAUUGUUAGCCGUAGUUUCAAAUAAAAUAAUAAAAUGCGUUAGCGCAAAAAAGUUAUAAAACAUUCACAAUGUUGUUUCUGCACCAAGUUACUUCAGUUACUUAAAUCCUUACAUGGCAAAAACGUACGUAAGAUUUAAACCAAUAACUAAUAAUUCGGUAUCGAUUAAGAAUAAACUUAUAUAUUUAA
Molecule: messenger RNA, 1886 nt
Organism: Wyeomyia smithii (pitcher-plant mosquito)
Lineage: Eukaryota; Metazoa; Arthropoda; Insecta; Diptera; Culicidae
Gene: Catsup
Product: protein catecholamines up
Exons: 4
Coding region: 126-1535 (469 amino acids)
Biological process (GO): zinc ion transmembrane transport; intracellular zinc ion homeostasis
Cellular component (GO): membrane
Molecular function (GO): zinc ion transmembrane transporter activity
Source: RefSeq, a predicted model, not a curated record